Colias croceus (clouded yellow) is the source of this 2499-nucleotide messenger RNA. It is a transcript of the gene Sans, whose product is annotated as Usher syndrome type-1G protein homolog. NCBI's taxonomy places the organism in Eukaryota, Metazoa, Arthropoda, Insecta, Lepidoptera, Pieridae. Gene Ontology annotation, molecular function: protein binding. Bases 356 to 1801 code for a protein of 481 amino acids. The record is from RefSeq and is a predicted model, not a curated record. The transcript is spliced from 9 exons.
GUAUAUUUUGUACAUUCGUUUUUUUGUCGAGAGCCAGACACAUUGUCGACAAAAUUGUAUUGGAACAAUAGAAGUGAAUUAAUUUUUAUUAAUUUCGCAUAAACUGUGUGUGUACCUGUAUCAAGUGAGACUGAAAAUAAGUGGUGUGAUACUUUAAUUCAAUUUUUCUUUGUGUAAACUUAUACUUGGGUAAUUAAAUAAAAAAAAUAAACGUAUUGAAGUGUAAAGUGUGACAGUACAAACUUUCUCGUAUUAUCAAUUUCGCGGUAUUCACCGGACGAAUUCAUAGAAAAUGAGUUGACCAAACUUUUAUUCAACUACUUCUUGCCAUAGUUCAAAUAAAAUAACGGAAAUCAUGACUACAGACAGAUUUCACAAGGCAGCCAAGGAUGGCUUACUAGAGGUGUUACGGGAAGCGACUAGAAAAGAAUGUAAUAAUAAAGACGAGUCGGGAAUGACCCCUACACUUUGGGCGGCAUUCGAGGGUCACAUAGAGGCGCUACGGUUACUUUGUGGAAGAGGUGGUGAACCAGACAAAAGCGAUUACUUCGGUAAUACAGCCCUCCACCUAGCUGCAGCAAGAGGACAUAAGGAAUGCGUUACGUUUCUCGUGAACUUUGGUGCUAAUGUGUACGCUAUGGAUGUUGAUGGUCACACCGCUCAGGAAUUAGCAGCUAUAAAUGGUAGAGAAGAUAUCUUGAGGUUCCUUGACCAGGCUACGGGGAAGCUGGAGAAUAAUGACAAAAAAAAAGCGAAAUCCUUCAAAGAAAAAGCGAAAAAGGACCACGAGAAGUUACAAAAACAGUACCACAAGAGGCAGAGUAAAGCAGAAGUCAUGGCUGAGAAGGAAUUGAAGAAAUUGACAAAGGAAUGGGAAACCAACUAUGGGGAGGAGGUGUCGACGAUGCCGCACCGACCUAGCAAUGUGCUGAUGGCUUUGAAACAGAAGAUGACAAGGUCUACGAGUCAAGGUAAUUUACUAGACGAGCAACCAAGACCGACGUACAGUGCUUUAGUGGGGACUGUGAAUUCGGGCGCUCGAGGACGAGGCGCGGUUUAUAAGAAGGCACUAGCUACUAAACUGAAAAAUGGAACUUUAAGGAAGAGUAAUGCUAAUGACGAUUUUAAGGUCGGUGAAAUGGAAGGCACAGGGCGGCGAUCAGUGACGUCACUGAGUGGUGUUCGCCGUGACUCAGAAGUUAUGUAUGUCGGCACGUUCGGUGCAGGUCCACAGCAACGCGGCAACCUCGCACAGGUGUUCGACCCGGAGCCCAAGACGCUAACUCGAUCAGCGAGUCAACCCGAUUUCUUGGCUGCUCAGAACGAAGACAGUGGCAUCGGUCAAGAAGUAUUGCUACAAGAACCCGCUAGUAUCUUCGACAGGCCUGGCUUUGGAAGUGUUGCGUUUAGGCGUUCAAUAACAGCAACACUAAGUGCGUUACCGGGUGAGGACGUGUCUAUAGGCUCGGCGGGUUCGCUCGCCGCUCGCCACGCCUACCAGCCCGCUGAAUGGGCUUCUACACAAUCUGGCAGUUCCACAAUCACGUCCGACGAAGAGGGCGAAGGUGACGAAUCUGGUUACGCGUCACUCGAACGGUUCCUCACCGCUUGGGGCCUUUCCCAAUACAUACAAAAGUUUAAAGACGAACAAAUUGACCUGGACGCGCUAAUGUUGCUUACAGAAAGUGACUUAAAAUCCUUGGGAUUACCCCUAGGACCAUAUAGAAAGUUAGUGACCGCGGUACAAGAGAGAAAACAGGCGCUAUCUCAUCCAGGACCUAUGAUUGAUACGGCUAUAUGAUGUAUUUGAGGCUAUUUUCAUUGCAACUUAUUGACCACAAAACAAUUACUAGACUCACAAUCAUGUUUAAAAAUUGUUUGAAGCUCAACUCUGCCUAUGCGUGUAUUAGGCAGUUUUCUAAAAAGCUAUAUAAUAGACUUUAAACGUUACUGACACGAAAUAAGGUGCUAAUUCCAAUGUUUUUAACAAUGCCGCUUGGACAUAUUUGCCGACCUUUUUUUGAUUUUCCUGGGUUAUUGUAAAGUUUUUAUAGUAUGUCAAUGCAACUACAACGUAAUUCGAGAAUUGUCGUUUUACAUGUAUGUGUACAAUAGAUUUAAGAGCCGGUUUCACGACUUCCUGAUACUGCUAUGAUAGAUUAUUUACAGCAAACAACAGACAGAACUUUAAAGAAGUUGUGAAAACGGCCAAUAAAAGAUGACUAGAAUAUUAUGGUGCUCAAUUGUUAUAAUAUCAAAUAGUCGUCGAUUAAAAAUGACAAGUUUUAGCUCUUAAUAAAAUGUGUGAAAUUACAUUUAUAUUUGAAAUGCACGUAUGUUUGUGACUGCACUUUUAUAUUUUUGUAUUUCUAUGUUCGUGUUGUGAUAUUUUGUAUUCGAAGUCAUGCCUCAUUGUAUGUGAUGUUAGUGAACCAUUCCAUCCAUUAUCGCCAUAUUAUUAUGAACUUUUGUACAAAAUAUAUGAUUUUAUAUAAAAUA